Molecule: messenger RNA, 1422 nt
Organism: Megalops cyprinoides (Indo-Pacific tarpon)
Lineage: Eukaryota; Metazoa; Chordata; Actinopteri; Elopiformes; Megalopidae
Product: nuclear receptor subfamily 5 group A member 2-like
Exons: 6
Coding region: 13-1422 (469 amino acids)
Biological process (GO): hormone-mediated signaling pathway; regulation of transcription by RNA polymerase II; tissue development
Cellular component (GO): RNA polymerase II transcription regulator complex
Molecular function (GO): nuclear receptor activity; RNA polymerase II cis-regulatory region sequence-specific DNA binding; zinc ion binding
Source: RefSeq, a predicted model, not a curated record
CCUUUGAAGGGAAUGGACUUCGCGUAUGAUGUCGAUUUGGAAGAAUUGUGUCCCGUGUGUGGAGAUAAAGUUUCCGGAUAUCACUAUGGCCUGCUGACUUGUGAAAGUUGUAAGGGUUUUUUCAAGAGAACCGUUCAGAAUAAUAAGCGGUACAGCUGCGCAGAAAACCAGGAUUGCAAGAUUGACAAGACGCAAAGGAAAAGAUGUCCCUUUUGCAGAUUUCAGAAAUGCCUCACGGUCGGAAUGAGAUUGGAAGCGGUCCGCGCUGACCGCAUGAGGGGGGGCCGGAAUAAGUUUGGUCCCAUGUACAAGCGUGACCGCGCGCUGAAGCAGCAGAAGAAGGCCUUGAUCCGGGCUACUGGGCUGAAGCUGGAGUCCACCCCGUCUCUGGCCCCUCAGGUCCAGCCUGAAUACGCCCUCACCGCCAGCCCGCACGACCCCUGCAUGCCACAGGCCGUGCCUGCCCCCGUCGCCCCCGUGGACUAUGAGAGCAGUCCCUACGGCCCGCCCUUGUUGGGCGUAGCAGUGCAGGGGCAAGGGCCUUUGCCAAAUCAGUACCAGUACUCCACCACCUUCCCCAGCCGGGCCAUUAAGUCGGAGAACUCCGACCACUACGCCAGCUCCCCAGACUCGACGGCGGGGUACCCAUUUCCGGACGCCUACCUGUUGGGGUCGCCCCAGCCGCCCUCCGUUCCCCAACUGGUGCUGGACUUCUUGCGAUGCGACCUGGACGAGCUGCAGGUGCAGAGCAGGAUCGUGGCCUACCUGCAGCAGGAGCAGAGCGCCCGCGGCCGCCACGACAAGCUCAACACCUUCGGCCUCAUGUGCCGCAUGGCUGACCAGACUCUGUUCUCCAUUGUGGAGUGGGCCCGGAGCUGCGUCUUCUUCAAGGAGCUCAAGGUAGCAGAUCAGAUGAAGCUGCUGCAUAACUGCUGGAGUGAGCUGCUGGUACUGGAUCACAUCUCCAGGCAAGUACAGCACGGCAAGGAGGACAGUGUACUGCUGGUGACCGGGCAGGAGAUUGAAAUCACUUCCAUCGCUGCCCAGGCAGGGGCAACACUGAGCAGCCUGGCCCAGAAAAGUCAGGAGCUUGUUGCAAAACUGCAGACCCUGCAGGUGGACCGGGGGGAGAUCGCCUGUUUCAAGUUCCUCAUUCUCUUCAAUCCUGAUGUGAAGCUGCUGGAGAACCAGCAGUUUGUGGAGAGCGUUCAGGAGCAGGUGAACGCCGCCCUGCUGGAGUACACGCUCUGCAGCUACCCGCAGUUCCUGGACAAGUUCGGCCAGCUGCUGCUGCGGCUGCCGGAGCUGCGCGCCCUCAGCAUGCAGGCGGAGGAUUACCUGUGCUACAAACACCUGAGUGGGGAGGUGCCCUGCAACAACCUGCUCAUCGAGAUGCUGCACGCCAAGCGAGCCUGCCUAUGA